Molecule: messenger RNA, 1586 nt
Organism: Physcomitrium patens
Lineage: Eukaryota; Viridiplantae; Streptophyta; Bryopsida; Funariales; Funariaceae
Biological process (GO): protein demethylation
Molecular function (GO): protein methylesterase activity
Source: RefSeq, a predicted model, not a curated record
GAGGCUAUCUUUUUGAAGCCUGCAGAAGAAUUUCGACAGCUCGACGUCGUUGUUGGCGACGCAAGGGCCUUCGCAAAUCUGAGAGAAGGGGGAAUUGGCAGCUACGUGUGAAGUUGUUUCGGUGACAGAUUUGGUGCCUCUUGCUCGGAGCUUUUGAUGAGAUGGAGGAGCUGGGGAUCAAUGCCGCAGGGGGCAGCAACGUCGCAGGCCAAGGAGCUCCUCCUCCUGCUGCUUGUGCCCCUCGCUCGCCAUCGCUGCGGAAGCAGCUGUCGCCCCUGCGAGACGAGGGAUCUUCGUCGCCCACAAUUGUGCUGACGCCCGUCGUGGAGGCUCCGUUCGAUGAGCCCAUAGCGCCGUUGCCCCCGCUGGCGCCUAGUCUGCAGCCGUUGCCAGAAGAUCAGCCCUUGACGGAGGACGAAGAGGAUGAGGACAUCGCUGAUGUGCAGGAGGUGGAGACUGUGGCCUCUGCGUUCGAUCGAGUGCCGCCUCGGCCAUCGCGAGAGUCAUCCAGCAGCAGGUAUUCUCCGUUGCCGUGGCAGGGCCAUUUUGAUGAAGAUAAGAUGGUUGCCAUACCAGAUUCUGACGAUAUUUUCCACGUGUACUUGGCUGGAACUGAGGGGCCAGUUGUUUUCUGCCUGCAUGGUGGUGGAUACACCGGGCUCUCCUUUGCAUUAAUUGCAGGAAAGAUGAAAGAGAAGGUGCGUGUGGUGGCAAUGGACAUGCGGGGACAUGGUCAAUCUAAAACAAGUGAUGACACUGACUUGUCAGCUGAGACCCAAUGUCAAGAUGUUUUAAAUGUUGUGUCUGCUAUGUACGGAAGGGAACCUCCAGCGAUUAUUCUGAUCGGACACAGCAUGGGAGGUGCAAUAGCUGUGAGAGUCGCCGCCAAACGUGCUUUGCCAACUUUAGCAGGCCUUGUUGUUAUUGACGUAGUUGAGGGGACAGCAAUGGCUUCACUUGUCCAUAUGCAGAGAAUUCUUGCGAAUAGACAGCUCCAUUUUCCUUCCGUUGAAAAAGCUAUUGAGUGGAGUGUAAGAGGCGGUGGUUCGCUUCAAAAUCCCGAGUCUGCACGUAUUUCGGUCCCAUCAACCUUGAAAUUUGAUGCUGAUAGAAAAUGUUACGUGUGGCUCACAGCUCUCGAGGAAUCUGAAGCUCAUUGGCGAGGCUGGUAUGAAGGUUUAUCAGAGGUGUUUCUGUCUUGCCCAGUGCCAAAGCUUCUCCUACUGGCAGGCACUGAUAGAUUAGACAGAUCAUUGACCAUUGGACAAAUGCAAGGAAAGUUUCAGAUGAUAGUUGUUCGUCACACUGGACAUGCAAUUCAGGAGGAUGAGCCUGAUGAGUUCGCAGGAGUGGUGCUUAAUUUUAUUGCAAGAAACCGGAUUGGUACAUAUGGUAUUGAGAUUCCUGGCCUUCGUCGACCUGUCAGUUUGAGGUCUUCCAACUAGUAAUUUGUUGCGUGAGGUUCUUACUGAUAGUAACUUUUGGUUGCUCUUGUCAAUCUUAUUACAAUUUGAUUCCCUUUUAUUAGAUUAUGAUGUGAUUUCAUUCUUCUUUCUAUCUGCCCAUAUAUCAUUUUCAUGAUGCAA